AAAGUCAAGGGUAGGUGCUAAUAUGGUGCGCCCAAGACACCAAAUAGCCUUUUAUCAGCAAGAUGUAAUCUUGAAUAUAUAUAUAUAUAUAUAGAGGGGGGAGGGGAAGGAAGUGAGGGUGCGUGUGUGAUUGACGGCAAAUGGACGGCAUCGCUGUUGGCUGUGGAUUAUAAAUUGGUUGAUCUUUCACGUGUGUAUAUCUUCCUCUGUUUCCGUUUCUGUUCCUUUGUUUUUUGUUUUUUCUCUUUGUUUCCCGCUGCACUUUGUGUUUGUUUCUUGAGAAAUCUGUCGGUUUGUGCGAUUUUUCUGACCCCUUCGGGACGGUGGUUCGUCUAUUUAUACCGCCGUCCUCUCAUUUCGGUAUUACAAAGCAAGAGAGGAUUGAAUAACCCAUAUACGAAGAGAAGUAUGGACGGGAAGAAGAAAAUGGGUUCUUCGUCGUCGUCUUCCUCCUUCACCUCCGAUCUUUUCGGUUCGAAUGAUUCCUCUGGUUCUGGAAUUUUUGGGUCCAUCUUUGCGCCUUCUUCCAAGGUAUUGGGAAGGGAGUCCUCACGAUAUGAGGUGCCUGGGAAAAGGCAAGACUCUACAAGUCAGGUUUGGGGAUCUAAACCUGGAACUCAAGGCACUGUGCCUCGGAGCAGUGGAGGUGAAAAUCUGAGCAUGCUUAAUGGGGAGACGAGUCCUUUUUAUCAAGAGCAAAGGGUGCAACCUUGUCAUCUUAGCUCAUCCAUAUAUUAUGGUGGUCAAGACAUCUAUGCUAAUUCUCAGAAUCCUCAGGGCUCUGUAUACUCGACUUUCAACAAAGAUUGGACAGAAGAUGAUUCGGGCAGUGCUUCAAGAGGAAAUUGGUGGCAGGGGUCUCUAUAUUACUAAGAGCUCACUGCCGUCACAUGUGAAUUUCCCACACUGAGGUAGUCAUAUAUUUAGAGAAGCAGUUUAUUCGGCCUUAUACUGGGAAGAUAGAUCGAUAGUAGCAGUUCAUUCCACACAACUGUAUGUUUUCUCUCGCAGCAGUGGCUCACCAAAACCAUCAUAUCUAGUUCUAGUUAUAUCCAUUGCUCUUGGCCAUCUCUUUUGCGUUGCUUCCUCCUCGUGAAAAUAUCAGUGAACACAUCACUAGAUUCUUAAUUGAUACGAUCUCCCCGUUCUCUUCUUCCAUUCAUUCACAGGAAGUCGUAUACAUAGAGUAGCAGCUUAUCCUACCUUAUAUGCAUAAGAUAGAUGGAUAAUAGCAGUUUGUCGAAGACAACUGGGCUCUUGGUGGUUCUUCCUAGUGUAAAGAACAGUGAACGCAAUAUUUAGUGAAGGAUCAAGGAUUAAGUGGCUUUGUUUCAUAUCGGCAACCUCUGCAAUGUGGUUGUAUUGUAUGAAUUUGAAGUUUAGUUGGCAUAGGGUGCUUGAACUGUACUGGCAUUAGAGCUGUUAAUUAAUGAUAUAUAUGUUUGCAAGAAA
Molecule: messenger RNA, 1452 nt
Organism: Diospyros lotus (date-plum)
Lineage: Eukaryota; Viridiplantae; Streptophyta; Magnoliopsida; Ericales; Ebenaceae
Exons: 6
Coding region: 409-873 (154 amino acids)
Source: RefSeq, a predicted model, not a curated record